AUGUCAAACAAAGGAACAGUUGCAGUUACUCUCUCACCAGAGGAGGAACAAAAGAAGUUCUUGGAGGAGGCCACUAAUAAUGUGAUGGUACAGGGUCAUCAUAUGAAGAUCGCCUUGGACAACUCAAAGUUGAUGGACGCUUUGAAGUAUGCCUCCAACAUCAUCAACGAGCUCAGAACAUCGCUUUUGUCACCAAAGUCAUACUAUGCUCUCUACAUGGUCUCCUUUGACUAUCUCCAGCAUCUCAACACCUAUCUCUUUGAAGAGAAGCACGGCAAGAGAAUGAUUGAGCUUUACGAGGUUGUCCAACACGCUGGCAACGUCUUGCCAAGACUUUACCUCUUGAUCACUGUUGGCUCUGUCUACAUCAAGACCAAGCAAGCCCCAGCCAAGGACGUGCUCAAGGACUUGAUUGAGAUGUGCCGUGGUGUGCAGCACCCAACCAGAGGUCUCUUCCUCCGUUACUACCUCAGCGAGGUCACCAAGGACAAGUUGCCAGACGUCGGCGCCGAGUCAUCUGAUGGCUCAGUGAUCGACUCGAUCGACUUUAUCAUCCAGAACUUCACAGAGAUGAACAAGCUCUGGGUCAGAAUGCAGCACCAGGUGCCCGUCAAGGAGAUCAGAGACAAGCGUGAGAACGAGAGACUCGAUCUCCGUGUCUUGGUCGGCAAGAACCUCUCGCGUCUCAGUCAGCUCGAGGGUGUCGACCAGAACGUCUACUCCACCACCGUCUUGCCCAAGGUCGUUGAGCAAGUCAUCAACUGCAAGGAUAGAAUCGCCCAGCAGUACCUUAUGGAGAUCUUGAUCCAAGUGUUCCCAGACGAGUAUCACUUGGCCACUUUGGACACUAUCCUCUCGACCUGUGCCCAACUCCAACCAGGCGUUGAUGUCAAGGCUAUCAUCUCAUCAUUGAUUGAUAGGUUGGCCAACUAUGCCUCGCGCAACACCAUCCCAGAGCACAUUGACAUCUUUGCCGUGUUCUUCAACAACGUCAAGCAGAUCAUCCAGAACAGACCAAACAUGGAGCUGCAAGACAUCCUCGGCCUGCACGUGUCUCUCUUGAACCUGACCCUCAAGUGCUACCCAGAGAAGCGCGACAAUGCCAACGAGGUGCUUGGUCUGUGCCAGAGCAUCCUUGCCAACAAGACCAAGGAGGAGAUCAACAAGCCUACCUGUGUCAAGCAGAUCAUCUCGCUGCUCCAGAUCCCUCUGGAGGUGUUCAAGAACGUGCUGACCGUGUUGAAGUUGACUCACUUCCAGCCAUUGAUCUCGUGUCUGUCGUACAACAACAGAAAGAAGGUGUCGUUGGACAUUGUCAACAACACGAUCAAGAACUCCACCGUGAUCGAGGAGCCCGAGGACGUCAACAGCCUGCUCGAGACCAUCCAGACCUUGAUCAAGGACGAGACCGACCAGCCCGAGAUGGACGAGAUCGACAAGGACGACUUCCAGGAGGAGCAGAACAAGGUGGCCUCGCUCAUCCACCUCUUUGACAGCGAGGACCCCGAGAAGCUGUUCAAGAUCUACAACGUCGCUCGCAGCCACUUUGGCAAGGGUGGUCAGCUCCGCAUCAAGCACACCCUGGUGCCACUCGUGUUCCGUUCGUUGAGAUUCGUCACCAAGUUGAAGAAGCAGGUGGACGACGGCAUCAUCUCGCUCGACGAGAACCAGUGGACCGUCAUUGGCACCAAGAUCUUCACCUUUGUCAUGGAGACCAUCAAGGCUCUCGUCGACAUCAAGUUGGCCGAGCUCUCGUUCCGUCUCUAUUUGCAGGCCGUCCAAACCGCCGAUCGUUGCAACCUGCAAAAGACCACCAAGGACUUUGCCAUCAAGGCUCUGAUGAUCUUCCAGGAGGACAUCCCCGACUUCAAGGCUCAGGUCAGCGCCCUCACCCUCCUCAUCUCCACCCUCAACUCUCUCGCUCUUCCAGACGUCGAGACCUACGAAACCCUUGCCGGUCAGACCAUCAAGCAGGCCACUCGUCUUUUGACACCAAACGAUCAAGCCAAGCUCAUCUCACUCUGCUCUCAUUUGUUCUGGGUCAAUCACGAGAACAGACAAUACCAAGAACAAAACUCAGUGCUCCAGGCUCUUAAGAAGUCAUUGGCCAUCAUCACCAACGAGUCCAACGCUGGCUUGGGAGUGUUUGUUGAUAUUUUGAAUGAGUGUCUCUACUUCUACGACAACAACUCCAAUGCCGUCCCAGCUCAAUUCAUCAGCAACCUGGUCGAGUUGAUCCGCACCACUCACAGCAAGGAGGGCGACUCUGCUUCCGUCUACCUGCAGAACACCAUUAAGUACAUCACUGCCAAGAAGGAGUCCAACCCCAACUACUCAGAGAUCACAAUCUAA
Molecule: messenger RNA, 2352 nt
Organism: Acytostelium subglobosum LB1
Lineage: Eukaryota; Evosea; Eumycetozoa; Acytosteliales; Acytosteliaceae
Exons: 4
Coding region: 1-2352 (783 amino acids)
Biological process (GO): retrograde transport, endosome to Golgi; intracellular protein transport
Cellular component (GO): late endosome; retromer, cargo-selective complex; retromer complex
Source: RefSeq, a predicted model, not a curated record